GAAAUUUUAAACACCGCUAAUUUCGGAGUUAGCGGCACGAAGUUAUGUUUUCAGAAUUAGGUAUUAUAAUGCUCAACCAUUAACCAAUGUCACUCCAAAGUUUGGUCACUGUUUAUCAUAUUAAGUUCAGUUAAUGGAUAAUAAUGGCUUGAAAAUGAAUGUGGAGGAAGUUCACAAGCCUGGGACGAGAAUAUUCAAAAAGUCUACGCCUAAUGGAAAGUUGACAAUAUAUCUUGGCAAAAGAGAUUUUAUCGACCACCUAACCCACGUGGAUCCUAUCGAAGGUGUUGUACUAGUUGAUCCUGAAUAUGUUAAAGAUCGGAAGGUAUUCGUCCAUCUUCUGGGUGCUUUUUGGUACGGUCGUGAUGAAGUUGACUUACUUGGAUUGAAUUAUCACAAAGAUCUUUGUGUAAUGACGAAGCAAGUUUUUCCACCUACUGCUUCCAAGACAAUAAAAUCACAUAUACCUGUUCAUUUACCCGGUAAUGGAGAUACACCUGAAUUGUCGUCAAAUAUAGCUUACAAAUUUACUGAACCUCCAGGACGUACUCGAUUACAAGAACGUCUUGUUAGAAAACUCGGUUCUAAUGCGUAUCCAUUCUACUUUCAGCUUCCAGCAUAUUCACCUGCCUCAGUGUCUCUACUUCUAAACCCAUCUGAUCGUGGUAAACGUUGUCGAGUGGAGUAUGAAUUAAAAGUUUAUGUAGCAGACGAUCAGGACGACAAGCCACAGAAAAGAAAUUCUGUACGUAUGGCUGUCCGCAAACUGACGUAUGCACCCAAUGAACCAGGCCAACAACCAUCAGCUGAAUUAUCACGAGACUUUCUUAUGAGUGUUGGUAGUCUUCGAGUAGAAGCUACUCUGGACAAAAAUAAGUAUUUUCAUGGAGAGAAAAUUUUUGUCAACUUACUUGUAGAUAAUAAUUCGAAUAAAACAAUUAAACGUAUCAAGCUGUCAGUUCGACAGUAUACUCAAAUCUAUGUUCAAAGCCCAAUUCAUUUCAAAUGUUCUGUUGAUGAGAUUCAGUCAGAGGAACGUUUUCCUAUUUUACCCAGUCAAACUGGCUGGUGUAAAGUCUAUCGUCUUUGCCCAUCUUUAACGCACAAUCGGGACAAGAUUGGUAUUGCAAUGGAUGGUGAUUUAAAACAAGAAGAUACCAACUUAGCCUCAUCAACAAUUAAUCCCCCUAAUUCGCACAGUCGAGAACCAGUAGGAAUCGUGGUUGAGUACAAGGUGAAAAUACGCUUAGUGCUUGGUUUUGGUAUUAGUGAUGUCUGCUUAGAACUACCAUUUAUUUUAACACAUCCUAAUCCUGAUUCAUCUGAUGCAAAUGGAAAUGAACACGAUGAUGAACUAAUCUCUUCAAUUACUACUGAACCGUCGUUAAGUGAAAAAUCACCUGAUAGAAAGGAUAAAAUAGACUUGAGAAAUAUUAAGUCAUCUUUGGAUGCAUCAAUUAUUAAACGAUCAGCUGUUAUAAAUGAUACUUCACAGCAUAAAAUUACCUCAGAAAUUGAUCCUGUUUUUUCUGAUGAUUCGCAACAAAACAAUUCAGUUGAUCGUAAUCAUUUCAAUGUCAAUCCGUUUAAGGAAUCCCUUCAAUCUCCACAAUUUGCAAAUAAAUCAAUAUGUUCUUAUUCUCCUCCUGUAUGGGAUCGUAAUUUCCACCUGAUAUUCUCUGGUUCACGAGCAUCAGGUCGACGUCCAUCAACUGUUGGUACACAAUCGACAUUAAGUGAAGAUGAUUUAUUAUUUGAAGAUUUUGCUCGAUUUCGUCUACAAUCAUAAUUCUGUGUAUUCUUCAUUCAUAAAAUUUAUUUAUAAGAUAUUGUAACGUUUUUUAAAAAAAUUAUUUAUUUAUAAAUUUUAAAGCUCUACUUUCAGUUUUAUCUAUUUAUUUAUUUAUUUUCAUUGUCAUUUUUAUAGUCCUUUUUAUUUCUUAAACUGUUUUAUUUUAAUGAAAUCCAUGUUUCUAAUAAUACCAGUCUGUUACCUUAGUCUUUUAAUAUUGAUCUGUUAGUUAGCCAGCCAGUCAGUGAAUCGCUGAGUCCUGUCUUUGAUAGAAUUAUGAGACUCUGUCUAAUGUCAGACAGGGGAACAAGCAUGCUUGCUAUCACAGACUGUGAUUAGAACUGAUGAUAAUUAUAUAUAUAUAUAUAUAUAUA
This is a messenger RNA of Trichobilharzia regenti, 2166 nucleotides long. The record is from the annotation of a GenBank genome assembly. NCBI's taxonomy places the organism in Eukaryota, Metazoa, Platyhelminthes, Trematoda, Strigeidida, Schistosomatidae.